AUGUGCAUGCCAUACCUGGGUAAACUGUUCGGCGGCGAUAGACGCCGGCGGAACCAUGGAAGUGAGAGCCUGGCACCAACACCACAGCAAUCGAGCGCAACCAUCCAGACGAGUGCGGUCACCAAUAUCGGCACCGGGAAUAAGGAAUCUGUGUCGCGAGUGAAGCCCGUGGCCAAUACAGCGGCCCAGCGAUCGCGAUCCGCGGUCGCCCUGAAGCGUGAGGCAUCCAAGGCCGCGGCAGCCAAUGCAAGCGUCAGUCAAGCAGCCCCAGAUUCGGCUGCUGCACCUGCUGCGGCUGGAAGCGCACCAAAGCCAACCUCUUGGUGGGAAUACUUCGGAAUGAAUAGGAACAAAAAGGGUAGCAUCGAUUCGCUGUAGUUGGGACCAGUUGGCGUGCAGUUUACUUCGUUAUGUUCAACGCUCAGGCUUCGGAUUCCGGAUUCGAGUUUGAACUUCCAUACUGACACUAUUUGGACAACGGCUGAGAUAAUGAGAAAAGGACACAGCCCGAAAACCCAUCAAAUGCGCCCAACAACUUGACUUUACUUCAUGCAUGUUGGGGAUAACUAGGAAAGCUCUGGUAUUUACCUUCUGAACUGCUUUGGUUUCAAAUUGAUUACAGCUGCAUAAUGAAUUCAUUUAAUUAAGCAGCAAAGCUCAUCAUAUAAUAAUAAAAAAUAGCAUACUUUUUGGAGUUUGUAAAA
Drosophila mojavensis is the source of this 704-nucleotide messenger RNA. RefSeq lists its product as uncharacterized. The transcript has a single exon. The coding region runs from base 1 to 378 and encodes 125 amino acids. The record is from RefSeq and is a predicted model, not a curated record. NCBI's taxonomy places the organism in Eukaryota, Metazoa, Arthropoda, Insecta, Diptera, Drosophilidae.